CCCAGAGCAACGCGAGGAAGGAAGCAAACAAAAGCAAGCUUUCUCCUUUAAUCACUGCUCCUACUACCACCGCAGCACCGCCACCAUGCCUUGCUUUUCCUAAAGGUGGUGAGAGAAGCAGAGCAGCGGCACUCUCGAACGGGGCCCGUCGCUAUCAUGCGCCUUGGAGUCACUAUCUCGCUGUCCCCCCACCCUUAAAUAAUUCUCUUCUUAACUAGAGCUAUCCUUUUACUCUCUGCAAAUUUAUCACUUGCAGAGCACAUCCCAAUCCCUCCACUAUUUCUUUUUUUCCCCUCUCGGUUGAUUUCUCUCACUCGCGAUCGGGGAGAUGUCGGCGUCGCCGUCACCACCGCUGGCCGCCGCCGUCGUCUGAGUCGCCGCGGAUCGCCCUCCGAUCUGUGUUUCCUUCUCAGGACUUGUGGCUCUUUGGAGGGGAAGGUAGCUGUACAGAAGUUAUUCUCUGAUGCCCAGAUGAGCAGAACUGAUGUUAUUGGCAGUGGAAGGAGGAGGGUUCUUCUCUUCUUCAGCUUCUGGGUAUAGCAAGGGCCUGACCCUUCUUCUCUUGGGUCAGAAGGAGGAGGAAAAACCCAUGAGAGUUUCGCCGUGGAAUCAGUACCAGUUGGUGGACCGAGAAUCUGACCCCGACCUCCAGCUGGCUUCUGGGAAGAACCGGAUUUCACGCGGGUGCGCCACCUUUGUUUGCUUUGGUCGCGCUUCCGCAGGACUUGAGGCCCCCUCCCCUUUGAAAGUGGGUCCUGCCCAACAGCAGGAUGUCUUGCAAGUGCCUUCUGUUUCUGACAAGGGCAAGGACCAUACCAAUGAUCGUGAUGAUGAUAUUGUGAAAAGGGCUGCUCGUAAGAGUAGCUUGAAGAAGCCAUCGAGUACUAUUCCCAUUUCUAAUGAGGGUGGCAAUUUACAUGGGACAGUGGUUGAAAGGGGAAGUGAUAUUCCUGAUAGUGCAGAAAGCAGGCGAGUGCAAUGGACAGAUACAUGUGGAAGAGAGCUUGUAGAGAUAAGGGAAUUUGAGCCCAGUGAGAUGGAUGGCUCAGAUGAUGAAUUUGACAAUGGAAACGAAAGGAGUUGCUCUUGUGCUAUAAUGUAGUUUGACCUUGAUCACAACAUGAGGUGGGGAUCAAAUUUUAAUGGAAGGUAAUGAUGCUCGAGUUCAAUUGUUGGUAACAAGGCAGGGUUCAUUUCUCCCUUCGACUGAUUUCUGCGAGAAAAAGACGUAUAGAAGAUUUUCGACUCCAUAGAGGUUAUUAUCAUUGCAAGCAUUUCUUUUCAUUGCAGCCUGUCCACAAAUUUCUUGUAUGUAUGUUGCAUUAUGGGAGUUCAAUUUUGUCGGUAAUGAUGGGCUUCAUUCAGAUCUUUCUUCUUUUUUUUUUUUCUCGCUUUUGUUAUUAAUGUUGUAGGUGACAACUGCAUUUGUCCAUUAUUUCAUCGUAAUUAAUGUGUAUUUUCCCUGGUUGUGUUGGUUAGUGUAUUUUCUUUUAUUUUUCUUCCCCUGACUAUUUAGAAGAAGGUUGAUUAUUUGUAAGAUUUGUUUGUAAGGUGGUCUGGAACCUCAUGUUAUAUUAUCAUUCAACCACUGAGCGGUGAAAUUUGUUGCGGAGCUCA
This is a messenger RNA of Malania oleifera, 1617 nucleotides long. RefSeq lists its product as uncharacterized. Lineage: Eukaryota; Viridiplantae; Streptophyta; Magnoliopsida; Santalales; Ximeniaceae. The transcript is spliced from 3 exons. The record is from RefSeq and is a predicted model, not a curated record. Bases 485 to 1102 code for a protein of 205 amino acids.